AUAACAUUCGAAUACUCUCUCCGAUGUAUCGCGCUCGGGAUUUAUGACGAAUGACGAAUCUCAGUCAGAGUUUAUAGUAUUUCCGCGGAGAUGGACUGCCUUGUCUCAAUCUGAACGUCUCAGUCUUCGGAAUCCGGAAUUCUAAGACGAUGCCCAAAGACCGCGUCAUGUUCCGAGAACUCAGAAGGAUCGACCCGAUCCUCAUGAAACGGUGCAAGAACGCCAUCGUUGAGUCGAACGGCCGGAUUCUCGAUGCUGAUGACCUAACAGAUGUGCUGCGUCGGAAGUUUCCUGAAUACGAUCGACGGAAAAGAGCGAUAUUCCGCUCCCACGUGGUGGAGUACUUCCGCGUGUUGGAUGUCGACGAGGAGCUAGCGGAGGCGAAUAGAAGCGUGAACAACAAUGCAAACAAGGCCUUGACAAACUUGUACUCAGCACCGAAGGAUGCUGAGGGAGAUUCCAAGAAGAGCGGAGCCAGCAAUAAAAGGAAGGCAGAAGCAGAUGUUGACGGAGAAAUUGAGCAAGCCUUGGUGAAGAAAAGAAAAAGAGAGCGGGAGAAAGAAGUUCCAUUGUUGACACCUACGAUAACCUUUGCUGACAUGGGAGGCAUGGAGAAAGAGCUCGUCGAAAUUGUGCAUCUCCUGACGCACCUGAAGCAUCCCGAAAUCUACAGCAAUUUCGGCAUAUUGCCCCCGAGAGGUUUCCUGAUUCAUGGUCCUCCCGGCUGCGGGAAGACGAUGUUAGUCUCCGCGAUCGCAGGACAAUUGAAGCUUCCCCUCCUGAAAGUGUCAGCGCCCGAAAUAGUGGCCGGAGUUUCCGGGGAAUCGGAGCAACGGAUCCGCGAACUGUUUGAACAAGCUGUGAACGCCGCACCGUGCAUUUUCUUCAUUGAUGAGAUCGAUGCCGUGACUCCAAAAAGAGAAAAUGCGCAGAGAGAAAUGGAGAAAAGGAUUGUUGCUCAGCUUCUGACUUGCAUCGACGACCUGAGCUCUCGGGAACUUGAAAACGAGGUACUGCUGGUUGGAGCCACACAUCGCCUCGAUAGCCUCGAUCCGGCUCUGCGUCGAGCGGGUCGAUUCAACCGCGAAGUUUCGCUCGGUAUCCCCACCGAAGCUUCGAGAUCGUCAAUAUUGCGAGUUUUGUGCAGAUCGCUCCGUCUCGAGAACGAUUUCGAUUUCGACCACAUCGCGCACCUUACACCAGGGUUCGUUGGAGCGGAUCUUCAAGACCUCACCCGGGAAGCGACAUCUCUCGCAGUGAAAAGACUGAUCAAAUCCAUCGAGACGAGGCUCGAAGACGGCGGGGCGGGACCACGAUCCCUUCUGGAACAGAGUAUCAGGACACUCAUGUCGGACUGGAAUCUCAGUCAAGAAGAACUGAACGAGCUUAAAAUUUUCAAGCAGGAUUUCUUGGAUGCAAUCCAACUCGUUCAACCAUCAGCUAAACGAGAAGGUUUCGCUACGGUCCCAGACGUGACUUGGAAAGACGUCGGUGCCAUGAAAGACAUUCGAGAAACUCUAAACAUUUACGUUCUGUCGGCAGUGAAGCAUAGAGAACGAUACGAAGCUCUGGGUCUCAACACAUCCACCGGCAUCUUGAUGCAUGGACCUCCGGGGUGCGGGAAGACGCUGAUCGCCAAAGCUGUGGCCAACGAAAGUGGCAUCAAUUUCAUAUCUGUGAAAGGUCCAGAGCUCCUGAAUAUGUACGUGGGUGAGAGUGAAAAAGCGAUCCGUCAGGUAUUCCAGAGAGCUAGGGCCUCGGCUCCAUGCGUGAUAUUUUUCGAUGAGCUAGAUGCACUCUGUCCGCGGCGCUCUGAAUCCGGAGACGGGGGCUCAACUUCUCGAGUCGUAAACCAACUCCUCACAGAAAUGGACGGGCUGGAGGCACGCAAGCAGGUAUUCGUUCUCGCCGCCACGAAUCGGCCCGAUAUAAUCGAUAAAGCGAUGCUGCGACCCGGUCGCUUGGAUCACAUCAUUCACGUGGGUCUACCCAACAGAGAUGAUAGAGAAGACAUACUUCGCGCCUUGACUAAAAACUCCACUAAACCGAAAAUAGAGGGGAUCAGUCUCGCAGCGAUCGCAGAUCUCACCGAAGCUUUCUCUGGUGCCGAGCUCGCAUCUUUGGUCAAAACGGCCUCUAUAAGUGCUUUGACCCAACAGCUCAGAGCAGAUCCCACGAAAGCUGUGAUCUUGAAUGAAAAUCAUUUCCUCGAGGCAGUCGAUAAAAUGAGAACCUCCAAAUUGAGAACGACAGAGAAGAGAAUAAAAUUUGCCUGA
Messenger RNA from Galendromus occidentalis (western predatory mite), 2276 nucleotides. Its product is annotated as nuclear valosin-containing protein-like. The record is from RefSeq and is a predicted model, not a curated record. Lineage: Eukaryota; Metazoa; Arthropoda; Arachnida; Mesostigmata; Phytoseiidae. Gene Ontology annotation, cellular component: nucleus. Gene Ontology annotation, molecular function: ATP hydrolysis activity; ATP binding; preribosome binding. The transcript has 6 exons. Gene Ontology annotation, biological process: ribosome biogenesis. The coding region runs from base 150 to 2276 and encodes 708 amino acids.